CUUCUGUUCCCCAGCUGAAAUGUCAGUCUUCACUCUUCCAGGGCCUUCCCCCAGAACUUCAGGGUAUGUGUGACAAUUCAAACUUGUCACAUUCUCUUGCUAACAGGUUUCUUGUGGAACAGCAGAAGGGAAGGGACCUGUGUCUGUCUUCUUGUCCAGUGUCCUCAGGAAAAAGAAGUACUUGCUGAGGGGAUGCAGGGAGCGGGCCGGGCUUGAGUGAGCUCCCCCCUGAAUAAGCCACCCGUGUGACUUUGAGCCAGUCUCGCUCGCUCUCUGGGCCUCAACCUGCUCCACCCUGCCCCCAUCUCCCCGGCUUCGGGGAACUGGGCAAAUAAUGUCUCGUCCCCAGAAAUUAGGAGGAGGGACCCAGACCGACCCCCUUCCAGCUCAUUCACACUCUCCCUCAGUGAGUCCCUGGCGUCCGUCUUCAGCCUCCCACGGGCACCUCCUCCCAGCCGCACCCUGCCAGCCCCUCCCAGGUGCCCGUGGAGCCGCCAGCUCCCACAGCACCUCCGACCCCAGGCGGCACAACAUGGGGGCUCUAAGGCCCUGGGCCCGGUUCCCACUACUGGUUGUGGCCCACCUGCUGGCCCUGGGGAUUGGGGCUGCUGUGCUUCAGGCCCUGGAGGGGCCGCCAGCCCUCCGGCUCCAGGCCAAGCUCAGGACCGAGUUGGCCACUUUCCAGGCAGAAUAUGGGGCCUGCCUGCCACCUGGGGCGCUGGAGGAGCUGCUGGGCACCGCCCUGGCGGCCCAGGUACGCGGGGUCUCCAGCUGGGGCGAUGGCUCAGAGGCUGGGAACUGGGAUCUGCCCUCGGCCCUGCUCUUCACUGCCAGCAUCCUCACCACCACGGGUUAUGGCUGCAUGGCCCCGCUGUCGGCGGGCGGAAAGGCCUUCUGCGUGGUCUACGCGGCCCUGGGGCUGCCAGCCUCGUUAGCGCUCCUGGCCGCACUGCGCCGCUGCCUGCUGCCUCUGCUCAGCCGCCCAGGGGCCUGGGUAGCGGCCUACUGGCGGCCGGCCCCAGCCAGGGCCGCGUUGCUACGGGCAGCCGGACUGGGCCUGCUAGUGGCUGGCGCCUUCGUGCUGCUGCCAGCGCUGGUGCUGUGGGGCGUCCAGGGUGACUGCAGCCUGCUGGAGGCCAUCUACUUCUGCUUCAGCUCCCUCAGCACCAUCGGCCUGGGGGACCUGCUGCCGGGUCACGGCCGUGGCCUGCAUCCGGUGCUUUACCACCUGGGCCGGCUCGCACUUCUCGGUUACUUGCUCCUCGGGCUCCUGGCCAUGCUGCUGGCCGUGGAGACCUUCUCAGAGCUGCCACAGGUCCGCGCCGUGGUGAAGUUCUUUGGGUCCAGUGGCCCGCGGACGGCUGAAGACCAAAGCGGCAUCCUAGGCCAAGAUGAACUGGCCCUGAGCACCCUGCCAUCCUCGGCCGCAGCCCCAGAACAGACCCCAACUUGCUGAUGGGUGCGAGGUGAUGGGAGUUGAGCUCUGUUCUGGUGGACGAGCUUGAGGAGGAAGCCCCCAGUGAUGGGAGGGGAGGGUGUGAUUGUAAGGACCUCAGGCAAUAGUGGUUUGUUUUGUUUUGUUUUUUUAAAGAGAAAGGCAAUA
Messenger RNA from Neofelis nebulosa (Clouded leopard), 1603 nucleotides. RefSeq names its product potassium two pore domain channel subfamily K member 7 (gene KCNK7). Lineage: Eukaryota; Metazoa; Chordata; Mammalia; Carnivora; Felidae. The transcript is spliced from 3 exons. Gene Ontology annotation, biological process: potassium ion transmembrane transport; stabilization of membrane potential. The coding region runs from base 335 to 1456 and encodes 373 amino acids. Gene Ontology annotation, molecular function: potassium ion leak channel activity. The record is from RefSeq and is a predicted model, not a curated record. Gene Ontology annotation, cellular component: membrane.